AUGUUUAUUUUUUUAGAGACAUUUGCCUUCAGAACAUCAGCAACACACAGGACUUCUGUUCGGUCUGGCUGCGUCAGAUGUUACAGCACGUCUGGUUAUCUUCAUCACUUCAUCGGUAAUGUUCCCACCGUCCUGGCACCAGCAGAUACGUGUGAGCAUAGAACCCAGGUAAUUUACACCCAUUGGCUCAAAAGAGUACCACACACUGCCGAAACCGAGAUGAAACGUUUGAACAUCUCUCAUAAGGACGACAGCAGCACCAACAGCAAUGAAUACCCCGACCCUAACCCCAAGCAGGUUCCACUGAACGGCCAAUACUCUGAUAUAGAUGCCAAGCGUCAACACUUCCUCUCUGAACACAACCUGGGCAAGAAGAAGUGUGAGACUGAAUAUCACCAGGGCAGCGCUUCCUUUGGCAUGUCUGUCUUCAACUUGGGCAACGCCAUCAUGGGCAGUGGAAUCCUGGGUCUGUCCUACGUCAUGGCAAACACUGGCAUCGCCCUAUUUGUCCAUCUCAAGCUACCUAUACAUGGUCAAGUACGAGCUGCCCGUCGUCAUUCAAGCCUUCAUGGGAGCCAGCAAUGAGACAUGUUUUAGCUUCUGACCCUAUAUAUGAUAUGGCUGAUUGAUUUGACUGUUUUUAAAGGUAACCUGUUUUUCUUGCAAACAAACACAGUUAUGUUUGCAUUCAGUGUUAAGGA
Thunnus maccoyii (southern bluefin tuna) is the source of this 701-nucleotide messenger RNA. RefSeq names its product sodium-coupled neutral amino acid transporter 2-like. The transcript is spliced from 5 exons. The record is from RefSeq and is a predicted model, not a curated record. Lineage: Eukaryota; Metazoa; Chordata; Actinopteri; Scombriformes; Scombridae. The coding region runs from base 1 to 585 and encodes 194 amino acids.